Erythranthe guttata (spotted monkey flower) is the source of this 2483-nucleotide messenger RNA. RefSeq names its product putative pentatricopeptide repeat-containing protein At5g65820. Gene Ontology annotation, cellular component: mitochondrion. Gene Ontology annotation, molecular function: mRNA binding; protein binding. Lineage: Eukaryota; Viridiplantae; Streptophyta; Magnoliopsida; Lamiales; Phrymaceae. The record is from RefSeq and is a predicted model, not a curated record.
AAAAAAAAAAAUCGAAUCAUCAUCGUCAACACUCAACCCGGUUCGUCGAUUUUCCGGUUCUUGGUAGGGGUAAACUCCGCUAGAAUUUUUGAAUCAAUUGGGCAUUUUCACUGCGCGCAUCGAUUUCCUCCGCAGGAAAAGAGAAAAGGAACUAGAAGAAAAUGCAGUAACUGAAAAAGGAGACGAGCGCAAUUGCCGAAGUACAAUUAUGCCAAGAGUACUUUCGAAGAAAUUGCGCGUUCUCUGUUUCAGUUCCCAUGUUCGGGUAUCUGCUUGCAAGGCGAACACUCUUAAAAAUAAAUUUAUUUCCUCGUUUCAUUUCAAUGAACCAUCAAAAGCCCUACACUAUUCAACAUAUUCACGACUAUUUUCUCCGAAAAUUCCAUCACAAAAACUCACCCCACCUCUCGAGCCUGUUAACCCCAUUUCCAAAGACGGAAUCUUUAACACAAUGAAUCAACCGAUAAAAGGGCUCGACAAUCUCAUACACCUCAAGAACGAGCAAGAAUCGCCUACGGAAAGAGAAAUUCAAGAACCCGAUGAUUAUUUCUUCGCCGAUGUUGAAAAGGUAUAUAGAAUACUGAGAAAAUUCCAUUCUCGAGUCCCGAAAUUAGAACUCGCUCUGCAAGGAUCUGGUGUUGUGGUGAGAUCUGGCUUGACCGAAAGGGUUCUUAACCGCUGCGGUGAUGCUGGGAAUCUAGGGUACCGAUUCUUCGUAUGGGCAUCGAAACAACCUGGUUACAGGCACAACAGAGAUGUGUAUAAAUCGAUGAUUAAAAUAUUGGCGAAAAUGAGGCAAUUCGGAGCUGUGUGGGCUCUUAUAGAGGAAAUGAGGAAAGAAAGUCCUCACCUUUUAUCGCCUGAGGUUUUUGUUAUCUUAAUGAGAAGAUUCGCAUCGGCAAGAAUGGUGAAAAAGGCUGUUGAAGUGUUGGAUGAGAUGCCAAAAUACGGGUGCGAGCCAGACGAAUACGCGUUCGGUUGUUUAUUGGACGCUUUGUGCAAGAACGGUAGUGUAAAAGAAGCUGCUUUAUUGUUCGAGGAUAUGAAGAUUAGAUUCGAGCCCACUAUAAAACACUUCACAUCUUUAUUGUACGGUUGGUGUAAAGAAGGGAAAUUAAUCGAGGCAAAAGUGGUGUUAGUUAAAAUGAGGGAGGCUGGUUUUGAGCCUGAUUUAGUUGUUUACAACAAUCUACUCAACGGAUAUUCGGUGGCGGGGAAAAUGGCGGACGCUUCUCAUCUAUUGGUUGAGAUGCGGAGAAACGGAGUCGAGCCGAACGCCACGUCAUACACAAUCAUGAUACAAGCUUUAUGCGGUCGAGAAAAAAUGGAAGAGGCUACGAGGGUAUUUUCGGAAAUGGAGAAAAAUGGAUGCGAGGCCGAUGUUGUUACGUACACGACUUUAAUAAGCGGUUUUUGCAAGUGGGGCAAGAUCAAGAAAGCCCACGAGCUUCUAGAAGCUAUGAUACGAAAAGGGCAUAUUCCAAACGCCACGACUUAUUUGUACUUUAUGCUAGCUCACGAGAAGAAGGAAGAGCUCGAGGAGUGCUUGGAACUUGUAAACGAGAUGAAAAAGAUUAGGGUCUCGCCCGAUUUGUUCAUAUACAACACGAUUCUCCGACUUUCUUGCAAAUUGGGGGAAAUUGAAAGCGGGAUUCGAAUCAUGAACGAGUUAGAGGAAAACGGGAUUACGCCAGGUGUCGACACCUACAUCAUUUUGAUCGGCGGGCUCGUGGAGCAAGCCCGUUUGGUCGAAGCGUGUGAUUAUUUCCAAGAAAUGGUGGAAAGAGGUCUUUUUUCCGCUCCGCAGUACGGUGUGAUGAAGGAUUUGUUGAAUUCGCUAUUGAGAGACGAUAAAUUACAGCUGGCGAAAGAUGCGUGGGGCUGCAUAAUCGAGAAAGGGUGCGAGGUGAAUGUGUCUGCAUGGACGAUAUGGAUACAUGCUCUGUUUUCGAACGGGCAUGUGAAAGAUGCUUGCUCUUACUGUUUGGAUAUGAUGGAAUCUGGGGAGAUGCCGAAGCCAGAUACCUUUUCGAAGCUGAUGAAAGGUUUGAAGAAGCUCUAUAAUCGAGAGAUUGCAGUCGAGAUUACGGAGAAGGUGAGGAAGAUGGCAGAGGAGAGAAAUAUUACGUUCAAGAUGUAUAAAAGACGAGGCGAGAGAGAUUUGAAGGAAAAAGAUAAGGCGAAGAAAGACGGGAGGAAGAGGAGGGCGAGGCAACGACAGUGGGGGAGUCGAACGAGGAAGGCCGAUACUUUAUGAUUUAUAUUUUUUUAAUCGAAAAUUGUACUUUCUUUUUCUUUAAAUAGGUUUUUUUUUUUUUUUUAAUUACUAGUGAUGAUGUUUUUUGGGUGAGAAGAGAUGUAAUUUGCACUUUCUGCAGAGAGGAUACUCUGUUUCUUGUUCAUUUGUGUGAUUUUAGUGUCAUAGCAAAACUUGUGCAGACAUUCUUGUAAUUCAAAGUAUUUAAUAAAAAUAAAUGACGUCA